Messenger RNA from Teleopsis dalmanni, 2619 nucleotides. Its product is annotated as DE-cadherin-like. Gene Ontology annotation, biological process: homophilic cell-cell adhesion; adherens junction organization; calcium-dependent cell-cell adhesion. The record is from RefSeq and is a predicted model, not a curated record. The coding region runs from base 45 to 2360 and encodes 771 amino acids. NCBI's taxonomy places the organism in Eukaryota, Metazoa, Arthropoda, Insecta, Diptera, Diopsidae. Gene Ontology annotation, cellular component: adherens junction; catenin complex; membrane. The transcript has a single exon. Gene Ontology annotation, molecular function: cadherin binding; calcium ion binding.
CUCUACAAGAUAUAAAUGAUAAUGCGCCUUUCUUAGUUAAUAAAAUGCCUGUUAUAUGGCAGGAAAAUCGUAAUCCUGGACAGGUUGUACAGUUGCAAGCGAAUGAUUACGAUGAGGUUCAGAAUGGUCCACCAUUUACUUAUGGUAUUGAUAGUGAUGCUUCGGCAGAUAUUAAAACCAAAUUUAGUAUUGAUAAUGAUUACCUCUUUGCUAAUGUACAAUUCGAUCGUGAACAACAGAAAGAAUACUUCAUACCAAUACGUAUCAGUGACUCCGGACAACCUAGACAAAGUGCAGUAAGCAUACUACAUCUCAUAAUUGGUGACGUGAAUGACAACGCUAUGACUGAGGGCUCCUCACGUAUUUUCAUUUAUAAUUAUAAGGGUGAGGCACCUGAUACUGAUGUUGGAAGAGUUUUUGUCGAUGAUCCUGAUGAUUGGGAUUUGGAUGAUAAGCAAUUCCAAUGGAAAAAUGGAAUACCACAUGAUAAUUUUCGACUUAAUCCCAGUUCUGGUAUGAUAACUAUGUUACAAGGAACGCAGGAGGGAGAAUAUAUGCUAGAAUUUGUAGUUACAGAAGAAUCUACUUUUAUUCCAUACCACUCCGUUGAUGCUGAUGUGACAAUUGUGGUUAGAGAACUUCCAGAGGAAGCUGUUGAUAAAAGUGGUAGUAUACGCUUUUUCAAUAUAACAAAAGAAGAUUUUAUAAGCAUACCACGCGAUGCUCAUGCUGAUGAUUCAUUAUCGCUUAAAGAUAGAUUACAAUAUUCUAUUGCUAAGCUAUUUAACAUAUCUGUUUCGAAUGUCGAUGUUUUUACUGUUUUGGAAAAUAUUAAUAACACUUUAGAUGUACGUUUUUCUGCUCAUGGAUCUCCUUAUUAUGCACCAGAAAAACUCAAUGGUAUGGUUGCUCAAAAUCAGCAAAAACUAGAGAAUGAUCUGGGUUUAAAAAUCCAAAUGGUGCCCAUUGAUGAAUGUUUAAUAGAAAAAUAUAAAUGCGAGUCUUCAUGCAUGAAUAUUUUACAAAAAUCAUCAGUUGCUUACGUUAUAUACUCGAAUACCACAUCUUUUGUAGGAGUUAAUGCAUUUAUAGAGGCGGCCUGCGUAUGCGAAUCAAGAAUUAGAAAUUAUUGUCUUAAUGGAGGCACGCCGAAAGUAGGAGAAGACGAUGCUUGCGAUUGUAUUGAAGGAUUUUCGGGUCCCCACUGUGAACUUGUCUCUGUAGGAUUCUAUGGAAAUGGUUAUGCUUUCUAUGAACCGAUUUCAGCUUGUGAUAAUACAAGAAUAAGUUUGGAAAUUGCACCGCAAACAGAUCAUGGCCUUGUAAUGUACAUUGGUCCGUUAAACUAUAAUUCAUUACUUCCGUUGACUGAUUUCUUGGCACUUGAACUAGUCAAAGGUUAUCCAGUUUUAACAGUCGAUUAUGGCUCUGGCGGUGUACGUAUUGAACAUCGACAUAUACAGUUACAAGCUGGUAAAUCGUACCAAUUGGACAUAAUACUACAAAAGACAAGUAUUGAAAUGACUGUAGAUAAUUGUAGAUUAUCGACUUGUAUGAGUUUAGGCGCACCACAAGGUCUGAACGAAUUUCUUAACGUUAACGCACCAUUACAGUUAGGUGGAACACCAGUAAAUCUUUUACAAUUAGGUCGUCAGCUCAAUUGGACUUAUAUACCUAGUACGCAAGGCUUUUUCGGUUGUAUACGAAAUUUAACAAUUAAUGAACAAACAUAUAACUUAGGAGCGCCAUCAGUAUCCCGUAAUAUUGAUUCGGGUUGCCAACGUGCUGUAGCUGUCGCUGUUAGCUUCGGUAUAGAUCGUAAUUUCAUUAUUGCGAUUAUAUCGUGUGUUUUGCUUCUUCUUAUUAUAUUAUUAGCUGUAGUUGUGCAAAAGAAACAAAAGAACGGUUGGCAUGAAAAAGAUAUUGAUGAUAUACGAGAAACGAUUAUAAAUUAUGAAGAUGAAGGUGGUGGUGAACGCGAUACCGAUUAUGAUCUAAAUGUAUUACGCACUCAACCGUUCUAUGAGGAAAAAUUGUACAAAGAUCCUCAUGUACUACAAGGUAUGCGAGAUCCAAGUGAAAUUCCAGAUAUCGGUGGUUUCUUAGGGGAUAAAAAAGAAAAUUGCGAUAGAGAAUCGGGUGCUUAUCCCGUUGAUGAUGUACGACAUUAUGCGUAUGAAGGCGAUGGUAAUUCUGAUGGUAGCUUAUCCAGUUUAGCGUCAUGUACUGAUGACGGAGAUCUCAAUUUUGAUUAUUUAUCAAAUUUCGGACCACGAUUCCGUAAAUUAGCUGAUAUGUACGGUGAAGAACCAUCCGAUACAGAUUCUAAUGUAGAUGAUGAUCAAGGAUGGCGCAUUUAAGUAAAUUAGUUUAACAUUCAUUCGUGUAUAUAUACAUACGCAUAUUAACAUAUCUAUAAAUAAAUGGACUUAAAAGACUUUACGCUGUCAUGUCGCUUUAUGGCGCUUUAAUUUAUAAAACAUUUACAUUUAAGAGUGUGAAAAGUUAUAUCGAUUGUUAUAAUUUUGAAAAUACGUGUAAAAACUAAACAAAUAAAUUACGAACAAAUAUUACAUCAUUAACUAUGUUUUUUGAUAAAAUAUAGAUAUUAUUAUGAUA